Dictyostelium purpureum is the source of this 492-nucleotide messenger RNA. RefSeq lists its product as uncharacterized. The transcript is spliced from 2 exons. The coding region runs from base 1 to 492 and encodes 163 amino acids. Lineage: Eukaryota; Evosea; Eumycetozoa; Dictyosteliales; Dictyosteliaceae. The record is from RefSeq and is a predicted model, not a curated record.
AUGAAAAAUAAACAAUUAUUAAAAAUAAAAGAAAAUAAAAAAUCAAAUAAAUUCUGGUUAGAAGAGUCUGAACUCGAUGAUGAUUUAGAAAUUGAAAGUGAUAGUUUUUUUUUUCCAAAAACAAGAUCAUUGAAAAGAAAAAAGGAAAAGAGUAAUGAAAACGAUAAUCUUCCAAAAUUCAGUCCAGAUAAGCCAUAUUAUGAAAUUUUUGUUGAUGAAGUAGUCACUAAAACCAUUUAUAAAUGGAAAGUUCUUACUGUACCAUGGCGUUCAACUUCUAAAAAUCAUAAAAUGAUGUUUUUAAUUUUGGUUUAUCUAACAAAUUUAAAGAUAAAAAAGGUUCCGCUUAGAGAUGAAGAUUAUUUCGUUGAUGAAACUGAAAGCGAAGAAGAAUAUGAAAAUAUUCCAUGUAAUUGCGAUGAAUGUAGUGAUAGUAAAAGUAAAGGUGAUAGUGGUAGUGGUGGUGAAAAUAAAGAAAAUGAUUCAGAAUAA